AUGAGCAAGCCACGCAACCACAGCGAGUGGGAUGCUAUUGCCAAGACAUUUGAUGUAGAUGGGGAUGAGGAGCCCACCAAGUGGCCUGUGUGCGAAGAAAUUCCUUGGCACCAAGUGGGGCCUUUAGUUGAAAGGGUUCUGGAUGAGCACUUUGGUCCAGAGCCCGUACAGAAGGAGGUGAAACCAUGUGUGAAGGAGUCACAUAUGCCUCAAGGUGUUCAGAGCCCAGAUUUUGCAGAGGUUGUUGCCCUCAAAGACAAGGGCGAUGAGGCGACAGAUUUGCUGCAGCUCUUCGCAGCAGCCCUCCCGGACUCAAGCAAGGAGCAAAGCGGAGACGUUCAACAACUUCUGAAAAGUUUGCGAGAGUUCCUCCGAAAUAUUGAAGAUGGAGACGAAGCUGCUUGCGUUCUCGCAGGCGCUCGCCACGCAUUGCUAGCAUGCCGUGGCGCUGGUAGGCCUUCAGUGAGCUCAUACGCAUGCAAAACGUCCUUUUCCAUGGUGAAGAAGAUCUUGGCCCUACGGUGCUCAGACUACGCAUCGGUUUCGACGCCAUAUCACGACAACGGCCUUUUUGCAAACGUAUUGCAGGUCUGCGACGCGCUGUUGCUGACCAAACCAGGUGUGCCUGUGCUGGUUGAUUGGAGAAGAAAAGGAUCUGAAGGCCACUUCCAGUACGGACCUGAGGGAUUUGACUUGUGGAGCCAUCUCUUCGAACCGAACAAGCGGUGUCGUUCUGCCGAAACAUUGCAGUGCGAAGAUGGCCUUACUAUGCCUGGCCGGAUCAAUUGUCUUUUCAUGAACAUGCUGCGGGGCUACUUAUGGUCCAUGCCUGAACAUGAUCUCCAACACUUGCGCUUAAGCUAUGCAGCAGCCAUCAGUGAGCUUGAGCCAACAAUGCACAUCAAAAAGCAGCUGAUGGGUAUUUGCAGAGAGUGGACAGAGGAUACCUACGUCCUAGGCGUGCACAGACGUCUUGCUUGCUCUGAGAUGGUUGCUUGCCAGUUGUCGCAGCGCGCGCCUAGCAAUGUGGAGUACAUCUCCAGAGCAAGAAAGCUCUGUGCUGCCAGUGGCAAGAAGCAGAAGAUUAUUUUCCUGGCGACGGAUGAUAGUCAGGCAGUGAUCGACUUCGAAAUGGCCUUCGCGAACAGCAGUGUGAAACUUUGCUGCCGGGAUGGUGUGAAGCGCUCUGUCGGAGGUGUCCGUGAAGAUGGCGUGGACAAUGAGGUGCACCGAAACCCCUGUGCAGAAGCAGAUGCAGAGGAUGCUCUAGUUGAUGCGCUUUGCUUGGCAAAAUGUGAAGAGCUGAUUUGCGUUGACUCCAAUCUCUCAAUCUUCGCAGCGCUGAAGAAUCCCAGAUUGCGUUUGCAUGCCCUGAGCAGCAUUCUUCCCGAGGGAUGGGAGGAAGAUGCGGCCCAGCCUGAAGAACCGGUUCAUGAGUCAUACGAGGUAGUCUUUGCACCAAUGGUCUUUGUUCGGAAGGGCCCAAGCACCGCUACCGAGCUUCUUGGCGCCCGGAAGAUGGGAGAGACUGUGCACUGCACAGGGCGUGGCUUUGAUGGUUGGGUAGAGCUUCAAUCAGGUGGCUGGAUGCUGGUGGACGGAGCCCGAGGGGGCAAGCAGAAUGCUGCAGCAGGGCUGCUUCUGAAGCCUGUUGGGCGCGUCCUUGCGGGGCAGAGCGGUGAAAAAGGUCUCUCAGACGACAGAAAAUACAGACAUUAA
Molecule: messenger RNA, 1719 nt
Organism: Durusdinium trenchii
Lineage: Eukaryota; Dinophyceae; Suessiales; Symbiodiniaceae
Source: the annotation of a GenBank genome assembly